Kuraishia capsulata CBS 1993 is the source of this 2043-nucleotide messenger RNA. RefSeq lists its product as uncharacterized. Lineage: Eukaryota; Fungi; Ascomycota; Pichiomycetes; Pichiales; Pichiaceae. The record is from RefSeq and is a predicted model, not a curated record. Gene Ontology annotation, biological process: proteolysis. The transcript has a single exon. Bases 1 to 2043 code for a protein of 680 amino acids. Gene Ontology annotation, cellular component: cytoplasm. Gene Ontology annotation, molecular function: metalloexopeptidase activity; dipeptidyl-peptidase activity.
AUGGCUUCAUAUCUUGCUGACGCAAAAGCACCAAUCGCACAACUGUCUGCGCUCAAGGCCUUCAAUGGUCUCACCUCCAAGGAGAAGCUUUAUGCUCAUCACCUGUCGGUGGCUUCCCAUUGGGGCACUAGAGCUGUCUUGGAGAGUGUUUCACCGGAGUCUGCAGCCAUCUAUGAUCUGAUUUUAGGAAUCCAUCAGUCUAUUGAUGGCAAAUAUCACGAAGUGGUGGCGAAACAUCUCGGGGCAGAGAUCGAAACGCAGUAUUUGGAGUAUGCGUCGCAAUUUCUCAGCAACUUGGGAAACUACAAGUCUUUUGGUGAUGUCAAGUUUGUCCCACGUCUUUCCAAGGGCGACUUCGAGACUCUGGUGGAGCUGACCAAUGACGAAACAUGCCUGCAACUGUUUGAAGAGGUCAAGGACCAGCUCUACGAAAUAGACGAAUCAAAAGCGUUGCUAGGAUGGAAGGACAGCGGACACGUCAGCGCUUACUAUCCAGGAUCUGGGAUCUUGAGGAAGGACAUUGAGCUCAUCAACUCUGCUAUGGCGAAACUAGGACUGAUGCCUGAGAAUUCGAGGAUUGAGAAGAAACAUGAUGGUCAGCACAUACUGAAAGUGGCUAGUGCGGAUGUGGCUAACGUCACCGGAUAUUAUCCAGACGAGUUUCCAGUAGAGGAUGAAUCUGGAAAAGUUCUGUUCAAGGUGAUUGUUGAGUUUGGCGAUCACAAGAGGGAGUUUGCCAAAAUCGCAGAGCACUUGACUUUGGCGAAAAAGUUCGUUGCCAACGAGACUCAACUAAAGAUGCUGGAAUGCUACAUUCAAUCCUUUACUACUGGAUCCAUGAAUGCACACAAGGAGUCGCAGAAGCUCUGGGUAAAGGACAAGGGGCCGGUUGUCGAGUCUAACAUCGGGUUUAUUGAAACCUAUAGAGACCCAGCCGGAAUCCGUGGUGAAUGGGAAGGCUUGGUUUCUAUUGUCAAUAAGGAGCAAACCGCAAAAUUCCAGCAUCUUGUGAAGAACGCUCCUGACUUCAUUAAGUUGUUGCCAUGGGAUAUGGCCGUUUGGGAGAAGCCUGUUUUCCAGGCUCCUGAUUUCACCUCUUUGGAGGUUUUGACCUUUGCAGGCAGUGGAAUCCCCGCGGGAAUCAACAUUCCAAACUAUGAUGAUGUAAGGCUGAACGUUGGAUUCAAAAAUGUUUCUCUAGGUAACGUUUUGGGAGCAAAAUCGAGCUCUGAACCUGUGAGUUUCAUUGAUGAGCAGGAGCUUUACGAGAAGUACCGUGAUGGAUCCUUUGAAGUUCAGGUGGGAAUCCACGAGCUUUUGGGUCAUGGUUCCGGAAAGCUGCUGAGCAAAGAAGAUGUCGUUGGAAAAGAGGUUGUCGGUCUGAAUGGCCAGAAGGUGACCACCUACUAUAAGGAAGGUGAGACCUGGGGUUCCGUUUUUGGUUCUGUAGCCGGCAGUUUCGAAGAGUGCCGUGCUGAGACGGUUGCAAUGCAUUUGAUCAACAACAGAGACCUUCUAAAGAUUUUUGGAUUUACUGAUGUUGAAGAACAGGACAACAUCAUCUACAUCGGCUUCUUGCAGAUGUGUCGUGCUGGUCUUCUUGGUUUGGAGUAUUGGGAUCCAAAGACUGGAAAAUGGGGCCAAGCACACAUGCAGGCCAGAUAUGCCAUUCUCCAGGUUCUACUUCAGGCUGGAGAAGGACUAGUUGAGAUUGUAAGUGUUGGUGACGAUGAUCUCAGAAUCAAACUGGAUAGGUCCAAGAUCGCCACUGUUGGAGCCAAGGCCAUUGCUACGUUCUUGAACAAGUUGCACAUCUACAAGUGCUCUGCAGAUGUUGUGAACGGAGUUAAGUUUUACAACGAUAUCACUUCUGUUGAUUCAGAUUUUGCCAAGUACAGGUCCACUGUGUUGAAGAAGAAGCUUCCAAGGAGACAGUUCAUUCAGGCCAAUACCCGCGUAAACGGCGAAGGUGAAGUUGAGAUUGUCGAAUAUCCAGAGACCGAGGUUGGUAUGAUCCAAAGUUUUGUGGAUCGUGCCACAUAA